This is a messenger RNA of Corvus hawaiiensis (hawaiian crow), 1555 nucleotides long. RefSeq names its product cyclin-dependent kinase 4 inhibitor B-like. Gene Ontology annotation, molecular function: cyclin-dependent protein serine/threonine kinase inhibitor activity; protein kinase binding. Gene Ontology annotation, cellular component: nucleus. The record is from RefSeq and is a predicted model, not a curated record. NCBI's taxonomy places the organism in Eukaryota, Metazoa, Chordata, Aves, Passeriformes, Corvidae. Bases 84 to 518 code for a protein of 144 amino acids. Gene Ontology annotation, biological process: regulation of cyclin-dependent protein serine/threonine kinase activity; negative regulation of cell population proliferation. The transcript has 2 exons.
CUGCGUCUCAGCUACGGGAGAGAUCGCAGACAGGGGAGAGGGAAAGCCAGAGGCGGUCGUGCGGCUCAGAUCGGCGGGAGGCGAUGGAGGGGUCCCCCCGGAGCGACGGCGACCACCUGUGCAGCGCCGCCGCCCGCGGGGACCACGAAGAGGUGAGGAGGCUGCUGGACGCAGGCGUGGAUCCCAACGGGACCAACUCCCUUGGGAGAACCCCGCUCCAGGUGAUGAUGCUGGGCAGCCCGCGGGUGGCCGAGCUGCUGCUGCGGCGCGGAGCCGACCCCAACCGCCCCGACCCGCGCACCGGCUGCCUCCCCGCGCACGACGCGGCCCGCGCCGGCUUUCUGGAGACGCUGGCGGCGCUGCACCGGGCCGGGGCGCGCCUCGACCUGCCCGACGGCCGCGGCCGCCUGCCCCUCGACGUGGCGGCGGGGGGCCCGCACGGAGCGGUGGGGCGGUACCUGCGCGACCCGCCGCACCUUCCGGGAGCCGGAGGGGCCGCCGAGAAGGCUGCGCGCUGACCCGUCCCCGGUCGUCCCGCCGAGUCCCUGUCCCCUCGUCCCCUGCAGCCCGCAUCCGCGCUGCCGAGUCACCAGCGAGCCAUCGCGGCUGGCGGCGCUCCCGGUGUCCGACUGCUGGGAAGAGUCUUCCUCUGUGCCGUUACCCCCAGGGCUCCUCCCGCACGCCCCGGGCACUCCGGCUGCCGCUUCUGCAAGAAGACACGUACUACUCAAUUUCCUGAGAAAAAGAGGAAAAAAACCAGAACACAAUCAAGGCUAGCACUCCUGCUUCUCCCUCUCAUGCUCUCCGGCGGGUAGACCACAAGCAAGACUGCUCGUCUGUGCUCUAGGGGGAAAAAUUUUUUUAAAAGAAUUUGAAAGAGUUCGCCUUUCCCCCUCUCUCUAUUUUUUCUUUCUCUUUUUCGGUUACAAUAAAGCUGCUUAGAGAAGUAAGAACACUCUGUUUCCCUUACUGGUUUGCUCACUGCUCUGCAAGGCUUUGUAUUUUAGUUAUUCUUCGAGAUUCCUUUAUGUUGUCGUGCUCCGAAAUACUGAACACCUUAGCUAUCUCAUCCAAAAAUUUAAUUAAUCCCCAAAUAUUCUCCCCUCACCAGCCCACUCAACAUACGAUUUUAACAUCGAGAUGUAACACUGAUCAAAUGUUAAAAAAAUUUAACGCUGAUAAGCGUUACAGUUUGGGAACUACACAUAUUUUGUGUAGCUGUAUUCAUGGAAAGCUGUUCAUGUGAGAAAACAAUUGGCAAUCAACUACUUACUGCAUCGUUCUUUGCAUUUGGAGACCCCAUUUGCUCAGAAGAUAUGGGCAAUUAACCUCUUAUUUUAAAGACAGUUUUCCGUGUCUCUAAACCAGAUAUUUGGAAACAACAACAAAUGACCGAAUUUGGUUAUAGAUCUGGAUCUUUUCACACUUUUCGGUUUUUGUUUUCUGUUUUUCCCAUGUGAUUUCUGUCAUCUACCCAAUGUUCAUACCCCUUAUGUGAGAUGAAAUAUCUGCUAUUAUUCAGUAAUAAAACAAGAAAAAGAUUGUCUUAAAAAUA